AUGGAGUCCUCACGCAUACUGCAGCAGCUUCUGCGCUCCCCAGUAGCCCCUCGAAACUCUAUUGCCAUACCGCACAGAACACCGCCCAUACCCAAGCCAUCCCAAUGCCUCCGACGUCCGUGCCUCACACCAAAAACCUUCGCCCACCACGCAUCAACCGAACACCUCCCCCGCAUCGCCCAGCCCUCGUUCUGGCAAUCCCUCAUCCCGCGCGCGCUCCGCAACCGUCGUCCUUCCACCACCUCGCCCACCACCACUCUAACCCGCAAACCCUGGAAUCCAGCCACAAUCUUCAUCAUCCUGCCCCUGCUCGUCGGCAGCGGCGCGAUCCAACUCCUAGUCCUACGCACCGAGAUGACGAAUUUCAGCCGCAAAGCCGACGCGCAUAUCGCGCUGCUGCGGGAAGUGGUUGAGCGGGUCAAGCGAGGGGAGGAGGUCGAUGUGGAGGGCGUGCUGGGGGCGGGGGUGCCCGAGAGGGAAGCGGAUUGGGAGGAGGUUAUGAGGGAGAUUGAGAGGGAGGAUACGCUGUGGAAGAAGAAGGGGAGGGGGAGAAGGAGGGCCAAAGAGGAGGAGGGGAUUACGGAGAAGGAGAUGGAGUCGGAGGUGGGGGCUGCGAAAGAGGUUGAGGCGAAGACGGCAAGAGAGGGGGCCGCAGAGGGGACGGGAGAGAAGAGGGGGCCGGUUGGCUUCUACUGA
Coniosporium apollinis CBS 100218 is the source of this 696-nucleotide messenger RNA. RefSeq lists its product as uncharacterized. NCBI's taxonomy places the organism in Eukaryota, Fungi, Ascomycota, Dothideomycetes. The transcript has a single exon. Bases 1 to 696 code for a protein of 231 amino acids. The record is from RefSeq and is a predicted model, not a curated record.